GACACUGAGAUUUCAUACAAAAGUAAAAGGAAACACAACGCCAUAGCUAUCCAACUCAUCUCUUGCUCUCAUCAUCAUAACGCCUCUUUCUUGGUCCUGAACACCCAUUUCGCUUAUCUCUGCAAAAGCACGCAGUCUCUGAAAAGAAACAGAGAGAUAUACACAAGAUGGCACUUACUAAAGAAAUCAUGGGUGGUCGUUUAAUUGGUGGACCAUCAUUUGUAACAACAUCAAGAAUGUUCAUGAACCAAAGGCUAGGAAUGGUUAAAAAGAACCAGUUCUUGGUGAGUCCGGUUCUGGUGCCUCUGCAACAGAUUAGAAGACAGGAGCAAGUAAGGAGAGUUGUGAAGGGUCCUCCUGUGGCAGUCAUCAGUGAAGAUAUAAUCAAGGCUAAUAACAACACCAUCUUGCCUGGAAAAGCAGUGAAAUUCAAGGUGAGAGCUUUGGUGGCUGUGAGAAACAAACACAAGGAGGACUUGAAGGAGACUAUCGUGAAGCAGUUGGAUGCUUUAACUGACAGUAUAAUUGGGAGAAAUGUAGUUUUGGAGCUUAUUAGCACCGAAGUUGAUCCAAAAAGCAAGGAACCAAAGAGAAGCAAGGAAGCUGCGUUAAGAGACUGGUCGAAGAAAUCAAAUAUUAAAGCUGAGAGGGUCCAUUACACUGCUGAAUUUACAGUAGACUCCGAUUUUGGUGUGCCUGGGGCAAUCACAGUGAGCAACAAGCAUCAACAGGAGUUUUUCUUGGAGACUAUCACCAUUGACGGUUUUGCUUGUGGUCCCAUUCAUUUCCCUUGCAACUCAUGGGUACAACCCAAAAAAGAUCAUCCUGCGGAGAGAAUAUUUUUCUCUAAUAAGCCAUAUUUACCAAGCGAGACACCAGCUGGGCUUAAAGCAUUGAGAGAUAAGGAGCUAAGCAAUCUCAGGGGCGAUGGCAAAGGAGUAAGAAAAAUGUCAGACAGGAUUUACGACUUCGAUGUGUACAAUGAUUUGGGAAAUCCAGACAAGGGUAAUCACUUGGUUAGACCAAGACUUGGUGGUAAAGCAAUUCCAUACCCAAGACGAUGCCGUACUGGUCGCCUUCCAAUGGAUUCUGAUAUUAACGCGGAGAGCCGGGUGGAGAAGCCAACGCCACUGUACGUGCCUAGGGAUGAACAAUUUGAGGAGUCUAAGCAAAUUACAUUCUCAAAUGGGAGGCUUAGAGCUGUGCUUCAUACUCUAAUACCAGCAAUUAAGGCCAGCAUUUCUGCAGAUAAUCAAGACUUUAGUAGCUUCUCAGACAUUGAUGUUCUGUACAAAGAAGGGCUUCUUCUUAAAGUUGGAUUGCAAGAUGAAAUCUGGAAGAAUCUACCAUUGCUCAAAGCGGUCAACAAGAUACAAGAGUCUGGCGAGGGACAUCUCAAAUAUGACACGCCAAAGAUUCUUUCCAGGGACAAGUUAGCCUGGUUGAGAGAUGACGAAUUUGCCCGUGAAACUGUGUCAGGAAUAAACCCAGUCAGCAUUGAGAGACUUAGGGUUUUUCCACCAAGAAGCAGUCUUGAUCCUGAAAUUUACGGUCCACUAGAAUCUGCUCUCGAAGAAGAACACAUUCUGGGCCAUCUUAAUGGCUUGUCCGUUUCGCAGGCCCUGGAGGAAAAUAAAUUGUUUAUGAUUGAUUACCAUGAUAUUUAUCUUCCAUUUUUGGACCGGAUUAAUGCGCUUGAUGGUAGAAAAGCAUAUGCAACUCGUACCAUAUUUUUCUUGACGCCUCUUGGGACACUCAAGCCCAUUGCUAUAGAGCUUAGCCUCCCACCAGCGGGGCCGAAUUCCCGAUCAAAGCGUGUGGUUACACCUCCGGUGGAUGCAACUGGCAGUUGGAUUUGGCAACUGGCCAAGGCUCAUGUUUGCUCCAACGAUGCCAGUGUUCACCAGCUUGUCCAUCACUGGUUACGCACACAUGCUUCCCUGGAGCCAUUUAUACUGGCAGCACACAGGCAAUUGAGUGCAAUGCACCCUAUAUUCAAACUCCUGGAUCCACACAUGAGAUAUACACUAGAGAUCAAUGCCUUAGCCCGCCAAAACUUGAUCAACGGUGAUGGUGUUAUAGAGUCUUGCUUCACCCCUGGCCAAUAUUCUAUGGAGAUUAGUGCUGCUGCCUACAAAAACUUUUGGCGUUUUGACAAGGAAAGCCUCCAUGCCGAUCUCAUUCGCAGGGGAAUGGCGGUGCCUGACCCGACACAACCACAUGGUCUAAAGCUUCUACUUGAGGACUACCCAUAUGCCCAAGAUGGGCUACUGAUCUGGUCUGCCAUAGAGAACUGGGUCCGCACCUAUGUCGAGCAUUACUACCCAGAUUCAAGCAUAGUCUGUAAUGACAAAGAGCUCCAAGCCUGGUACUCUGAGGCCGUCAAUGUCGGCCAUUUCGAUCUUCGUGAUGCUGAUUGGUGGCCCAAGCUGGCUACGAGUGAUGAUCUUAUCUGGAUCCUCACCGUCCUCAUUUGGCUUGCAUCCGCACAACAUGCCGCACUGAAUUUUGGGCAGUAUCCCUACGGUGGUUAUGUGCCUAAUAGACCAACCCUAAUGAGAAGAUUAAUCCCGGAAGAAAAUGACCCUGAGUACGCAAAUUUCCUAGCUGAUCCACAAAAGUAUUUCCUAUUAGCAUUGCCAAAUGUGCUGCAAGGCACAAAAUUAAUGGCUGUGAUAGACACAUUAUCAACGCAUUCACCAGACGAGGAGUACAUAGGGGAACGACAACAGCCAUCAAUAUGGACAGGCGACGCUGAAAUGAUUGAAGCGUUUUAUGAUUUUUCAGCCAAGAUUCAGCAGAUAGAGCAGGAGAUCAACAGAAGGAAUGCUGAUCCUAGCCUUAAGCAUCGGUGCGGCGCAGGGGUGCUCCCAUAUGAAUUGCUUGCCCCUAGUUCAGGACCUGGGGUAACAUGUAGAGGUGUCCCAAAUAGUGUUACAAUAUAAGCUAAAUCAAAACUUGGAACCAAGUGGUGGCAAGUGAUUAAUGGCCCCAGCAGACUAUUAAUUAGGUAUUUGUGGGCCACUUGCAUUUGGAAAUCAGUGCUGAGAAGAGGCCAUUCCUUCUCU
This is a messenger RNA of Populus euphratica (Euphrates poplar), 3068 nucleotides long. Its product is annotated as linoleate 13S-lipoxygenase 3-1, chloroplastic. The coding region runs from base 168 to 2945 and encodes 925 amino acids. The transcript has 8 exons. The record is from RefSeq and is a predicted model, not a curated record. Gene Ontology annotation, molecular function: protein binding; metal ion binding; oxidoreductase activity, acting on single donors with incorporation of molecular oxygen, incorporation of two atoms of oxygen. Lineage: Eukaryota; Viridiplantae; Streptophyta; Magnoliopsida; Malpighiales; Salicaceae. Gene Ontology annotation, biological process: lipid oxidation.